Molecule: messenger RNA, 1251 nt
Organism: Symsagittifera roscoffensis
Lineage: Eukaryota; Metazoa; Xenacoelomorpha; Acoela; Convolutidae
Exons: 1
Coding region: 1-1251 (416 amino acids)
Source: RefSeq, a predicted model, not a curated record
AUGUAUAGAGAGGAACUAGAAUGGAUGAUCCACACGCCAGAGAAACUGGUAGUUGGGGGAGAUUUAAACUCCAGCGUCGGUGACUUAUCGGGUAGGGAGCGCAACGAAGCCGCGGGCCCCUGUGGGUUUGGACACACGAAUGACGCCGGAAACGACCUGAUGAACUGGUGCUUAAGGAAUAAUCUACAAUGGGCCAACUCGUUUUUCAGACACCGCUACCGAGGGACAUGGAAACACACGGUGACUGGAGCGCGGCACGAGAUAGAUGGUUUCCUAGUAGAAAAAAAGGUGGACAGACAAAGAUGGGUGAAGGACAUAAAGAGUUCACAAGUGAGAACCGACGCGUCAGACCACCUACCGAAAGAGAUCACGUGUAAUCUUUUCUUCAAACUCAGGAUCGUCAUAAACCCCUCCACCAGCUGCAUAAAUUGGGACCGCCUCAAGGAAGACAAGACUUCUGUCAGUUUUCAGAAAAAAAAUAAAACUGAACCUAAGACGGGAGCAGGAAUGGGAAAGGCCAUACAAGUAGUGACCAAGGCUGGGAAAAAAUGCUGCGGACUGAAGGAAAAGAAAAACCUGCCAUGGAUGGACGACCACAAGGACGAGAUUCAACAAUACCAAGAACAGAUCACCCGUGAAACAGAAGAGAUAGACAACACCAGGGUCGACGAGCAGACACGCAGAAGACAGAAUCGGAAGGGAACGAGGAAAAGAUUCAAGGCCGACAAAGAAAGAUGGGAAGAAGAGUGGUGGCUGAAAGUUGUAGAAGAAGCUAAGGCUGCGGAACGCACCGGAGACAUCAGAAAGCUAUACUCAGCCCUCAAAAGGAUCCGCAUAAAGGACUCAACCACCAUCGAGGAGAAAUACUUCACACCAAACGAGUUCAGAGAACACUUCCAAAAGGUAUCGGACCAGAGAUUCGAACGUGAAAUUCAUGAGAUAAAAGAGACCUCGAAACUCGCAACUCAAAGGUGGGAUGAGAAUAGUAUACAGGCCGCGAAGGUUCUGGGACGAGAGAUCACAUGGCCCGAAUUCAACAACGAGAUAGAAAGCAUUAACGAUAGUGCUCCAGGUAUCGAAAACGUGAGGAUGAUCGCUGUGAAGAGAGGUGGAAAACAUCUAAGACAAGCGUUGUUCCGAUGCAUCAUGAAGAUCGUUGAAACCCAAUCUGAGGACUGGCCAGAAAGGAUCAAAGAAGGAUGGGUAAUACCGCUACACAAGAAAAGUGCGAAGAACGAUCUCAAUAACUAG